AACUCUGGACACGUCUCUCAAAGAAACAAGUGCUUGCACUCUGAAGCCUCCCACAUUUUUCUUGGAACUGAAGUAGCAGCCAUCGGCGUUGCCGGCGCGUUCGCCGCCGCCACUGAUUGUGGGGCGAGGUGCCGCGUUCGCUCCUCUUGAGGUUAUGCCCACCAAUGGCGGCGGCGCAGCGCGUCCGCUCGGCCUUGGCAUCUCCCCACCCAAACCGGCGGCGCUGUUAUUCCUGCUCCUCCACUGUUCCCUGUUGGCCGCGUCUGCCACCACGGACACCAUCCUCCCCGGCAAGGGCAUCUCCGGGAACGAGACCCUGGUCUCCAAGAGCGGCGGCUUCGAGCUGGGCUUCUUUCCGCCGGGCCCCGGCAUCCACUACUUCCUGGGGGUCCGGUUCAGGAACAUGGCGGGGAACAGCCCCACCUUCUGGCUCGGGGACAGGGUCGUCAUCACCGACCUGCCCGCCGCGUCGCUGGAGAUCUUCGGCGACAGCCUCUACAUCAAGGAGAAUGGGGCCAGCCUCUGGUGGUCGCCUUCGCCGGGCGGCAAUGUGUCGUCCGCCGCCAUGGCGGUCCUCCUCGACAACGGCAACCUGGUGGUGAGGGACCAGGGGAACUCCUCCCUGGUCCUGUGGCAGAGCUUCGACUACCCCGGCGACGCGAUGCUCCCCGGCGCGAGGCUCGGGCUCGACCAGGACACCGGGAAGAACGUCUCGCUGACGUUCAAGAGCUUCUCGCACAACGGCAGCCUCAGCGUCGACGCGACCCGGAGGAACGGGUUCGUGCUCACCACCGACGGGCACGCCAACGGCGGCACCUUCCCGGACUGGAUGGUGUCCUCUCAAGACAACGGCAGCUCGCUGCUGCUGAAUCACCCGGAAACCGCGAACGGUACUGAGUUCUUGCAGUUCAAUCUGGGGCAAAUCAGCCUGAUGAGGUGGUCGGAGCCGGAUCCCGCCGCAAACGGCACAGGCGGCUGGGUCGCUCGCUGGUCCUUCCCUUCCGAUUGCAAAUCCGGCGGGUUCUUCUGCGGCGACUUCGGCGCCUGCACGGGCAGCGGGAAGUGCGGCUGCGUGGAUGGGUUCACGCCGUCGUACCCGAUUGAGUGGGGGCUUGGGUACUUCGUCACCGGCUGCUCGAGGUCUCUCCCGCUGAGCUGCGAGUCCGACGGCCAGACGGAGCACGACGACUCCUUCGCCCCGUUGGACAAGCUGCAAGGGCUUCCUUACAACGCCCAGGACGAGGUGGCCGGAACCGACGAAGACUGCAGGGCGGCUUGCCGGAGCAAAUGCUACUGCAUCGCCUACUCGUAUGGCCAUGGAUGCAAGCUAUGGUACCACAACCUGUACAAUCUGAGCUUGGCCGCUAGGCCUCCGUACACCAAGAUCUACCUCCGUAUGGGCUCCAAGCUCAGGAACAAGAAAGGCUUGCAAACAAGAGGAAUAGUGUUAUUGGUAACUGGAUUCAUAGGCCUUGCUUCUUUGGUACUGAUAUCGGUGCUGCUAUGGAGAUUCAGGAGGGAUUCAUUCGGCACUGGUAAGUUUGAAGUAGAAGGCCCUCUUGCAGUCUACUCUUAUGGACAGAUCAAGAAAGCCACCAUGAAUUUCUCUGAUAAAAUCGGCGAGGGAGGAUUCGGAAGUGUUUUCAGGGGAACAAUACCGGGAUCAACUGCCAUCGCUGUGAAGGAUCUCAAAGUCCUCGGGCAAGCAGAGAAGCAAUUCAGGACAGAAGUUCAGACACUUGGGAUGAUCCAACACAGCAAUCUUGUUCGUCUCUUGGGAUUUUGCGUCAAAGCGAAAAGAAGGUUGCUGGUGUAUGAGUACAUGCCAAAUGGCUCUUUGGAAUGUCAUCUCUUUGCAGAGAAGUCUGGUCUGUUGAGUUGGAAUGUUCGGUACCAAAUUGCAUUAGGCAUCGCCAAGGGUCUCGCCUAUCUGCAUGAAGAAUGUGAGGACUGUAUCAUACACUGUGACAUCAAACCUGAGAACAUACUGCUUGAUGCAGAAUUCUGCCCCAAGAUUGCCGAUUUCGGUAUGGCGAAGCUGCUUGGACGAGAAUUCAACUCCGCACUGACCACCAUCCGAGGAACCAUGGGAUAUCUUGCGCCGGAGUGGAUAUCCGGGCUGCCGAUCACUAAGAAGGCUGAUGUGUACAGCUUCGGCAUUGUGCUCUUCGAGAUAAUCUCGGGGAGAAGGAGCACUGAGGUGGUGAAAUUUGGGAACCAUCGAUAUUUUCCGGUCUAUGCCGCUGCUCAGGUGAGCGAAGGGGAGGUUCUGUGCCUGCUGGAUGCUAGGCUGGAAGGAGAUGCUAAUGUGAAGGAGCUGGAUGUCACCUGCAGGGUUGCCUGCUGGUGCAUCCAGGACGAAGAGAAUGACAGGCCGUCAAUGGGGCAAGUUGUUCGCAUGUUGGAAGGUGUCCUAGACACUGAGAUGCCCCCUAUUCCAGCUUCGUUUCAGAACCUUAUGGAGGGUGAUAACAGUGUUAUAUAUUCUGAUUUCUGAAGUACGUAGGUUGCUAGGGAAUUAGUCACUUGUUGCUGAGUUGUGAUCAGUAUCUGUGUUCUAAUUUUUUUUUCCAGUUCCAAAGUAUAAGCUCUCUACUGAAA
Molecule: messenger RNA, 2601 nt
Organism: Triticum urartu
Lineage: Eukaryota; Viridiplantae; Streptophyta; Magnoliopsida; Poales; Poaceae
Source: RefSeq, a predicted model, not a curated record